UCAUUCAACGAAAGAAGCUCGCCAUAACGGUAGCGGUAGCGGUAACGGUAACGGUACACGGUACACGGCGGCACUAUAGUCCACAGAGUGCAUUGAAAGAGCCAAGUGAACGAACGGUCGGUCACUCAGCGUCAGCAGCAGCAGCAGCAGUGAAAAACUCGGGAACAACAAAUCCCAGCAAAACCAAACUAAACAAACCCAAAGCAAAACCAAACAAAAAAAAAAAUAUAAAAAAAUUAAGACAAAUUCCGAAUAAAACCGAGGAAAACCCCAACGCGAAAAGUUGCUUCACUAAAUAAAGGAUUUGUCUGCGUGUUGGGUCAAGAGCUGACAACAGAGGCCCUCAUGCUCGUUAUUGAUAGAGAACUCGCAUAGAAACGUGAACCAGCAGAGUCUUAGAGAGUACUCUUAGCAGAGUCUUCGAGUACGUAUUUUCCUGGUGCCCCUGUGUUGUGUGUCCUGUGUCCGUCCUGCCUAGCGCUAAGUCAGAAUGUUUGAGCCUCGAUUAGAGCAGAUUUGUGGCAGUUGAAAGUUGUUUUCUAGCCCAGCAAUAAGAAAAUAGCACACGCACACACACAGAGAGCACACAGAGCCGCCCUCCCACCCACACGGAGACACGAGAUACUUUUGUGCUGGUGUGAGUGCGUGUUUAAUGUAGUGCUGUGCCUGCGCCUGUGUGUUUGUGUGGUGUGUGUGGCGUGUGUGGCGUGUGUGUGUGUGUAGGUUUUUCCGUGUUUCUGAAGCAUGCAAAUAAACGGUCUUGCUGCCGGACCCACGAUGGCCGCAUCAGAGCCACCAGAGCCACCGCCGCGCAAUCCGGAUCGCAUAAAUGCCUCACUGCACAAGCUCAGCGAAUCCAAAAUUGUCAAAUCGCUGGACUCGAGCCUGAUCAAGGAGAAGUCCGGCUCCGUUAACAACAAUAAGCCCAUACGGCCGCUGCUUUCUCUGGAUAACUCUGGAACGGCCUCCACCUCGGCAGCAGCAGCAUCCGUAGCAACAGCAGCAGGAACAGGAACAGGAGCAGGAGCAGGAGCAGCAACUGGAGCUGUGGGAGGAGCACCUGCCAAGCCUUCGCCCCUGGUGCUCACCACCAAGCGAGACCUUACGCCCAGCAACGACACCAGCUCCUCGCCGGCCAGCUCUAAUGGCAGCAAUCAGACACUUACUCCACCCAUGACCAUCGACAACCAGCAGCAGCAGCAGCAGCAGCAGCAGCAGCAGCAUCGACCACCGUCAUAUCCUGGGAAGAGCGAGGUCGUCGGUCUGCCACAGCCACAAUUGCCGAAUGGCAUUGGGGGCACAGCCAACGCCAACUCUAUACCCGGCCCAGCCAUGAUCCAUGCGAAUAACUCAAAUUUAAUUGCCGCUGGUCACCUGGCACAGGGAGUUGGAGUCUCCUCCACGUCCACGUCCACGUCCACCGCCAACAGCUCCUCUGGCGGCAGUGCCCUUAAUGCUGUCGACAAGCGGAAUGCCAAUGAUGUUUGCCCAAUUGUGAAAUUAAUGGAACCGGAGUCAAUGGCAACCGCAAGAGCAGCUCCAGCCGCAUCAUCGACGAAUAUGAAUCCAUCAUUAUCGGCCUUCCUGGCUCUGGGGCCACCGCACUCUCCGACAUCCGCUGCCUCGGCGGCCCUGCUCAGGCUCGAGUCCUCCUGCGAUGGUAAUCGCAACGAAGAGACAAAGUUCCGACUCCGAGGUGGUCCGUGUUCGGGUUCGGGUUCAAGCUCAGACUCUGGUCCGGCUUCAGAAUCGGGCAUGAAGCUGCGAGAGGAGAACGAUCGUCUCAAUGCGGAGCUGCUUCGCCUGCGUCGACUUCUGGAGCUCUCCACGGACGGCGCCGUCGGGGGCGUGGAUCCCACAGAGGCAGAGUCGCAGGGCAACAACGGAACAGCUGCGCAGGAUCGCAUCGAACGACUGGAGUCGGAGCUGCGUACGGUCAAGAAUCAGCUGCUGACCAUGCGGCUGGAGAGAAAGAAGCUGCGAACCGACAAAUCCGAUCUGCUGGGACAGGUGAAACAGCUGUGCGCCUCGCUGCAGGAGAAGGAGCAGGAGUUGCGCGACUUUAUUCGCAAUUUUCAGGAGCGAGUGCGAGAGUCGGAGACCACGAAUGCCAAGCUCUCGGGCGAUCGGGAUCGGGAGCGCUUCCAGCUGCUGAAGCAGGCCCGGGAUGAGGCCGAGCGCUCACUGGCCCUGGCCCAGCAGCUCUCGGCUCGUGACUUGCAGCUGCAGCGACUCCAGGAGCAGCUGCAGGAGGCACGCCGCCAGCUCACCGGCUGUCUCUCCGACCAGGAGAGUCUGCACUCGUUUGCCCCCCUGACACCGCCCUCUGCGGCCUCCGGAAUGCUCAGUCAGAUGGCAGCCGGCUCGGGCAUGGGCGGAGUCCUGGGCGGACUGCGCGGCACAACCGACGAUAGUGGGCGUGGCAACUCGCUGUCGGCAUUCAGUGGCAGCCUGAGCGGCGGAUCCGGAGCCACAGCCGGCGAUCGCAACUCGUGCUCCAAUGACUCCGGGCUGCGCAACAGCAGCGACCGGGAGAGCACCGGCGGGGAGCUGAACUUCAGCGACGGCACCUGCGACAAUGGACCGUGCAUCACCGUGGAUCCCGACAGCAUUUCCCUCGUCUCCAGCCAGAACAUGUAUCAAUUUGGAACACCCAAAGAACGAAGCCCCACACUGUCGCCCCUGAACUCGGCUGCCUACUCAAGAUCCGUUGAGCAGCUGGGCUCACCCGUGGACCCCGAUGGACCAGGCGGUGCUGGCGCCAUAACCCGAAAGUUUGCCUGUGCCACAAAGAGCGGGCCAUUGGGAGCACGCAAUGGCCGUGGGGGUACCUGGGGCAGCAUAUCGCGUGUGUUUGCUCGGUCCCGCAACAAGAGCAAGGCCCUGUCUGCCGAUGGAGUGACCGAAUACACCGACUAUUCGUGGAAUCCGCUUUCGGAGGAGGGCUACGCCGACAAGAUUCGCCUGCUGCGCGAGGCCUCCCAGCUGCCGAUGGAGCGCUGGCGGGCCACCCAGGUGCUGGCCUGGCUGGAGGUGGCCCUGGGCAUGCCCCAGUAUAGUGGACGCUGUGCGGAGAACGUGAAGAGUGGGAAGGUUCUGCUGGAACUGAAUGACAUCGAGCUGGAGGCUGGACUCGGCCUGGCCCAUCCCAUGCACCGCAAGAAGCUGCGCCUGGCCAUCGAGGAGCAGCGGCGACCGGAACUGGUGCGCUAUCCACUCAUCACCCAAUUGGGCCACACCUGGGUGGCCUCCGAGUGGCUGCCGGAUAUUGGACUGCCGCAGUACGCGGAGCCUUUUCUGCAGUCCCUCGUCGAUGCACGCAUGCUGGACACACUGUCCAAGAAGGAGCUGGAGAAGUUUCUGGGUGUGACCCGAAAGUUCCAUCAGGCCAGCAUUGUGCAUGGCAUUCACGUGUUGCGCAUCGUGAAGUACGACAGGCAGACAUUGGCCAUGAGGCGAGUGCAAUCCGAGACGGUGGACACGGACCCCAUUGUUUGGACAAAUCAGCGCUUCAUACGCUGGGUCCGAUCCAUCGACCUAGGCGAGUACGCUGACAACCUAAAGGACAGCGGUGUUCAUGGCGGACUUGUCGUGCUGGAGCCAUCCUUUUCGGGCGAUACUAUGGCCACGGCUCUGGGUAUUCCCCCAUCCAAGAACAUAAUACGACGACAUCUGAACACGGAAUUCGAUGCCCUCAUUUUGCCAGCAAGAGCGACUCUGGGUCAAGGCAUCCGUUCAGGUUGCGGCGUAGUGCCCCUGACUGGACCCGGCGGACUGCAGCACUAUGCCACAACAGACCGCCGCUCGAGCGGUAGCCUCAGGAUUUCGGCAUGGAAAGGAUCUCAGAGCUCUCUUUCCAAAGCCUUUCGGUUCAAUGCUAAACCCCAUCGUGCCGGCGAUCGCAGCUCCUUCGGCAACUCCACCUCCCCAACGCCUUCGUACAGCAGCAGCGAGGGUGGCGGAGGAAUAUACGCUACCAUAGGUUCGCUGCAUCAUCAGCAGCACCAGCAACAGCAGCAACAGCAGCACCAGCAGCAACACUAUCAUCACUUUCUGCCGCCUCCGACUACUGCUCCACCGCCGAUUCCCAUGGCUGGUGGCAGCAGCAACAACUACAGUCAUGGUCCGCCGCCGGGGCACCGCGUGAGCGCCCCGCCCAUUGGCAGCCUGUUGGAUGGGAGCGGAGUGGAUGCCCAGCUGCUCUACGAGCAGAGUCGACGACGCGUGAAAAGCAUCAGCGACAUUGGAGCAUCGACGAGUGCGGGCAGCGUGGGGGCGUGCAGUCUGGGGGGAAUAUCGGGCUCCUCGGAGUCUCCCGAAUGAGAGUGGGAGGCGAAUCGGAGCUAGCUAGACAACCACAACCGAAGAUACUCAGCUGUAUUCCCUUAAUAGUCAUGUGACGAGUGUCGCCUCUUACCUGUUUAUAGUCAGUUAGUGUCCCUUUUCCGUUCCUUUCUGGAUUCGAGCUUAGAUUCCAAGGCAAAACCAAAAACGCGAGUUCAAGUGUACUCAAGUCAAGUGUCGGACCCACCUUCAAGAUGCAAGCAAACAAGAAUCAGCAAGUACAGAUACAUACAUUUGUAACUAUCUCUACCUAUGUCAAGAUACAAAUAAACGAGUAAGCAUUUGAUCAAAUCAGCUAGAACUACGAACUGCGAGUACAUAAGUAUAUGCUAAACAGGAUUCCAUAUAAGCAUGUAUGUUGGUGCAUAUAUAAUACUUACUAGAGAUAAUAUAGGCUAAGUUAAAUCCCUCUCGAAAGCGAAUCGACGCCAACACACACACCCCACUAAACCUAAACACAGAAUAAACUCGAAUAGUUUAAUUAAUCGUGUGUUACUCUAAUCUAAUGGUAACUGUAACUGUAAUGUAAAGCUAGCUUUAAAUGGAUUUACAAAUGUAAUCCUGCGCUGGAGCACUGCCCCAGCUCUAACAGAGAGCGCACGCAGUGCUCUGGCGUCUGGGAUUGAGCAGCCACAGGAGCAGACUCUGAUGCAUGCGAUGGAUGUAAUUACAAUUUAGAUAAAUUGAAAUUAUUUUGUAACCGAACCUAUCGUAGCUAAGCCAAUGAAAGUGGAAACCCAAAUGGACAUGAAUGGAUGCUAUUGAAUUCAGUUUGAUGAACUGCAGACAGCUGCAAUUUGUAAAUGAUUCCGAGGCAUACACCUAAGUAUCCUUUGAUCACAUACAAGUCAAGUAGAGAAACUAAAUCAAAUACAAUGCGAGCCCACUCCAAUUCCCUAUCCCCAAUACCCCUUACACCACCAAAGAGCAUAAAAAGUAACGUCAGCCUGCUACAGCCCCCCCGAACUAUCAUCAUAUAUCGAAAUAUCCCAGAAUGAGAGCGGUAUUAUGUAUUAAGCAGACCAAUUUAACUCUAGUGUACUACGGCAAACAAAAGAAACUAUCGAAUAAUGAUCAAAACUCUGUUGUAAAUA
Molecule: messenger RNA, 5438 nt
Organism: Drosophila guanche
Lineage: Eukaryota; Metazoa; Arthropoda; Insecta; Diptera; Drosophilidae
Gene: Liprin-gamma
Product: kazrin
Exons: 14
Coding region: 745-4323 (1192 amino acids)
Molecular function (GO): protein binding
Source: RefSeq, a predicted model, not a curated record